This is a messenger RNA of Tribolium madens (black flour beetle), 3263 nucleotides long. RefSeq names its product condensin complex subunit 3-like. Gene Ontology annotation, cellular component: cytoplasm; condensin complex; condensed chromosome. Gene Ontology annotation, biological process: mitotic chromosome condensation. The record is from RefSeq and is a predicted model, not a curated record. NCBI's taxonomy places the organism in Eukaryota, Metazoa, Arthropoda, Insecta, Coleoptera, Tenebrionidae. The coding region runs from base 93 to 3248 and encodes 1051 amino acids. The transcript has 15 exons.
GCGUCAUAACAAUGCAAGUUUGCUGACCGUUUGUUUUCAAUGUGUUUUUAAUUUUAUGAUUUUAUACCAAAUGCAAUUUGAGAAAUCCAAAAAUGCAUCGACAAGAUAUGGAACAAAUUCUCAACAAAGUGCAGUACUCGACGUCAUGCCAUCAAAAAUGUGUAAUACUUUUAACGGCAUUGUAUAAAGCGACACUUCAAAGUGGGUUCAUUCCACUGUUCUUGGAACUCCUGCAACUUACGAUCCAGAGACCAUCAGAAAACAAUAUUUACACAACAAGAGUGUUACGUUUUUUGUCUCACUUCUGCGCUGACGUUACCAAAACUGAGUCAAAAGAGACCGAGACUCAUUCUUUUCUCACCAUMAUCAUGAACAAAGUGUUCCAGUUGAGUCAUUUAGAAGAAUACAAUAUUAGAUACAAUUCUUGUUAUUUUAUUUCAAGAGUUCUCCAGGAUAUUGGUGGAGAAGUACAACUAGAUGUAGAACUCAUUGAUGGAAUACAGUCUACGUUACUUGAACGGAUGCAGGAAACUAAAGUAUCCAUUCGUUUAGUAACGAUGUCAGCCCUCGUCAGGUUGCAAGACCCUGGAAACCCGGAAUGUCCUGUUAUGAAAGCUUAUACAGAGGCUUUAUGUAGCAGUAGUGCAAGCGUGAGAAAAGAUGCACUUGCACACAUAGCACCAAAUAGGGAGACUAUAGACAAAAUAAAAGAAAGAGUUAAAGAUGUUGAUCCAUCUGUUCGUGAAGCUGCCUUUCAUCGAUGUGGCGACAUUAGUCCACAAUUUUUGAGAAUUGUGGAUAAACAUAUGAUUUUAAUGUGCGGAUUCAAAGAAGCCCAUCAGAAAGUGAAAACCGUCUUCUAUGACCAUCUGUUGCCAAAAUGGUUAACAGAUUACAAUAAUAAUUAUUUGAGGUUUAUAGCUGCUUUGAAACUUAGCACCGUUGAAGAAGAUAUGGAUCAACUGGUGUUUUUAAGCAAAAAAUUAAUAAAGGAAUUUUACAACAAACAUUCAAUUUAUGAUCUGUUAGCACAUUUGCCAAUCAAUGGGGACAAGCUGAUCAACACUGAAGACCUAUCAAAUGAAGUAACUUUGUUCUGGAAUAUUUUAGUUGAGCUCUUACGUGACUCUGAGGAUGUGGAUGAACACCUGAAUAGUAUUUUACCAGACUUGACUCCGUUUUGUAACUACAUUGGAAGGAUAAUUUCCAUUAAAUCUACUGAACAAAUGGACGAGUGGAAGAGUCUUGAGUACCAAUUUGAUCUUUUAAAUUUAUUCGGGAUCGCAGAAAAUUACGAUUACUCCGAUGAGGUUGGUAAACGUACGAUGCACGCUCUUACAAACAAUCUGUUACAAAGUCACAGAUUUACUCCGAAAUUGACCGAAAAAUUAGUGUCGCUAGCUCACAAAUGCAGCAGUACAGUUGAAUUUUUCAUAAAUGAUAUGUGCCAAAUCAUUUCCGAAAUAAGAGAACCGUUGAUAGAACAACCUUCCUCGCAGGACCAACAGAGGGAAAAUGCGUUUAAGGCGUCCAAAUUGCGGGUGCGAAUCAAUGUGUUCCAAGAAGAACACAACGAGGCCAUCGAGGAACGUGACUAUGAAAGAGUCUUGAUUCUCGAAAAUGAGUUGGUCAAGUGCAAGCAACAAUUAGAGGAGUUACAGAAUGAAGUUAAUGUGGAAAAAGUCCGAGUCAUAAAGUCGGAUGACGAGACGUUGUGUUGUUGUUUGGAUAUUGUGACAAACGUUCUUGCAUUGCCGGCUGUGACAAAAUUGACACCGUCAUUGGUCGCGUGUAGGGAUAAUUUUUUGAUACCAUUGAUCAAGAACACGAACCCAAACAUACAUUGGAGAAUUAUAAAGUGUUUGGGUUUGUUUUCGUUGGUCGAUAAGGAGACGGCUAAUGUGUACGCAAAGAUUGUUUCUAUUCCGAUUGCUACUUAUCGAUCCGUUGAAAUACAUCAUGUUGCGGCAUUGAUCCAAUCCAUGAUGGCAACACAAGAUUUAGUGAUCAAAUACGGUAUUGAAAUUAUAAGUGGUGAAGAGUUGUCAGCUUCUGAUUCGACUUCUGAUCAAGAUUUACAAAAACGAAAACUUUAUUCAGCCGACAACUACACGAAAGAAUCUUACAAAAUUGACAAAAUAACAAUUCCGUACCUUUUUGAUAUAUUUUUAGACAUGUUGGAUGACGAGAGUGAUGAUGUUCGUUAUCAAGCCGUUCAUUUAUUGGGGAUUUUGGUUAAAAUAUUUCCAAUAACUCCAAAUGUACUUUCUAGGAUUUUGCUCAAAUGGUACAAUCCUUUAACCGAGAAAUUUGAUAGUCAUCUGCAAGUUGCUUUAGGGUUGGUGAUAAACCAAGUCUUUCAGUGCAGAGAGUUUGGUGAAAUCAUAAAAGAGUCAAUUUUACCAACACUAACAACUUUAAUUCGGGCCCCAAGAACCAGCCCUUUGGUCGAUGUCGAUACUGAUAACGUUUUGAAGUUUUUCUCUGAAAUGGUGAAUAUCACCGUGUCAAAUAACAGUUGUAAAAUGCUAGCUUUGGAUAUUUGUAUAAAAAUAGCGGAAAAUCCAAAAGAUCGUAUCGUCCCCCUUCUUGUAAAGUUGUUGUGUCUCUUAGAACUGAAUCAAGAGGAGGAUCUGACUGAAAUUAUAGAACGGAGUGAAACUCUUUUAGAGACUUUCAAAGAUAAAUCAUUAAAAAGGCACAUUGAAAAAUUUAUUGAGAAAAAUCGAAAUAAAGAGAAUCGAGACGUGAAUAACUUAGAAAGUACAAAUGGGUCUGAAAUGCAAGAAACGAACAUUUUAAGGGAAAUUCCGGUGGACAAUGAACACAAUUGUUCAACAGUAUCACAAACUAAAAGACGAAAAAGUCGUAUUAGUAAGGAGUGUGUGGUACUUUUAGAAAAGUUAAAUGAACCAAAACCUGCCGACGAAACGACUCUUUACACAAUUUAUGAAGCGAGUAUGGAGAUGGAGGUGGACGAUUCUUUAAUUAUUGAAACUCCCACAACAACUUCAAAAAAUUCGAGUGGCCGAAGUAUUAAUGUUGUAAUUUCUGAAACCUCUGAAUCGGAUGAUUAUGGAGUGAACACGAGGCGGUCAAAGAGAUGCAGAAAAAAGAGAAAAGGAUACAAAUUAUUAAAUUUUUUAUCCACAACCAGUCUAUUAUUAGAUCAUAAUACCACUACUAGGAGACGUCAUAUGAUAUCAAUAAAACACACGGGUAUUAUAAAAAAAAAAUUAUUUAUUUAGUUCUGUACUUUUAAG